AUGGGUGCUUCACCAGCUAAGUUCCUGUUCGGAUUCCUCUUUGUCUUCAUCGUACUAUGGAUUUCAUUCAUGUUUACUUCCCGGUUACUGGCCUGGAUCCUCAGUCGAGUUAUGGGAGCAUCAAUUGGAUUUAGAGUUGGUGGAUGGAAAUGCUUGAGGGACAUAUAUCUGAAAUUCAACAAGGGUCCUAUUGAAUCCAUAUCUGUUGGUGAAGUCAGAUUAAGUUUACGGCAGUCCUUGAUCAAGAUUGGGGUUGGCUUCAUUUCUAGGGACCCAAAACUACAGGUGGUAAUAUGCGAUUUGGAAGUUGUAAUGAGAUCUUCAACAAAAACUACUAAGAAAACCAGAUCUAAAAAAUCUCGCAGCCCUGGUAGAGGAAAGUGGAUGGUCUUGGCUAACAUGGCUAGGUUUUUGUCAGUUUCUGUGACUGACUUGUCAUUGAAGAAUCCAAAAGCUACUUUGGAUAUUAAAGAACUGAGGGUAGACAUAUCUAAAGAUGGUGGUUCUGAGGCGGAGUUGUUUGUGAAGUUGCAGCUUUUUCCUAUCAAUGUUCACCUUGGAGAACCGCACUUGACAUCUGGUGGAUCUUCCUCUGGUUGUCAGUUGAUAGAUGGGGUUUGUCCUCCUUUCAGCUGUGAAGAAUUCUCACUCUUGUGUGAGAUUGGACAUAAUAGGGAAACAGGUGUAGUUGUCAGGGACUUGGAUAUUACAUGUGGACAAGUUUCUGUUAACUUAAAUGAGGAACUUCUGCUUAAGAAAAAGGAUCUGCGUGACAAAUCUUCUCAGCCUGCCUCAGGAGUUGUACAGGCGGUGGACAAAGAAUCCGUCUCUGCUAAAAAACCGCAGGGAGAAAAAGCAUUAUCUGCUGUAUCUAUGUUACCGGAAAAGGCCGCCUUCACUCUACCUAACCUUGAUGUAAAGUUUGUGCAUCGGAGUUAUGGACUUAUUAUCGACAAUAAUAUUAUGGGAAUCCAACUGAAAUGCAUGAAAUCUUGUUCUAUAGAAGAUGUGGGAGAAAGUGUAAAACUUGAUGUCCAGAUGGAAUUUAGUGAGAUUCAUCUCCUUAGAGAAACUGGCAUCCCUGCCGUGGAAAUAUUGAAACUUGAUGUUGUGUCGUCCAUUUACAUACCACUGCAGCCUAGCUUCCCUAUCAGAUCCGAAGUUGAUGUUAAGCUUGGAGGUACACAGUGCAACUUACUAUUGAACAGGUUAGAAUCAUGGGCUCGCCUUCGCCAUCCGCAGAAGCCAAAACAAGGAUUUUCAGAAGAUAGUCAUUCCAAACUGCAAUCACAUUUAACUGAACAGAAACCAAUCAUGUGGACAUGCACUGUUUCUGCCCCAGAGAUGACUGUUGUGCUUUUUAGCUUGACUGGCUCACCACUAUACCAUGGUUGUUCACAAUCAUCACACAUUUUUGCCAACAACAUAUCUGGUACGGGCACAACACUGCAUUUGGAACUUGGUGAACUUAACUUGCACAUGUCUGAUGAAUAUCAAGAAUGCCUGAAAGAGAGCUUGUUUGGUGUGGAAACAAAUACUGGGUCAUUAAUGCACAUUGCUAAGGUCAGCCUGGACUUGGGGAAAAAAGAUAUGGAUCCACUCGAAGAUGGUUUGAAGUCUAAGAUGGUUCUUGGUGCUGAUGUAACUGGUAUGGGUGUGUACUUGACCUACAGGCGUCUUGAAUCACUGGUAUCAACUGCUCUAUCCGUCAAGGCCUUAGGGAAAAAAUUAUCUGCUUCGAACAAGAAACCAGCACAAAGCAAAGGAAUGCGGUCGUCCAGACAAUCAGGCAAGGGGAUUCAACAUUUGAAUCUCAAUCUUGAAAGGUGUUCUGUCAAUGUCUGUGGAGAUGUGGGCUUGGAGGACAUAGUUGUUCCGGAUCCCAAACGUGUUAAUUAUGGAUCCCAAGGUGGUAGAGUUUUAAUUACUAACUCAGCAGAUGGGACCUCACGCACUGCUCACAUUACGUCCACAGUCUCAAAUGAAGCCAAAAAGAUGAAAUAUACUGUAUCUCUUGACAUUUACCACUUCAAUCUUUGCAUGAACAAGGAGAGAAAAUCUAUGCAGAUAGAUCUUGAAAGAGCUAGAUCUAUUUAUCAGGAGUUCCCUGAAGACAGUAAUGCCGGAGCAAAAGUUGAUCUGCUGGACAUGCAGAACGCAAAGCUUAUUAGACGAUCUGGAGGUACAAAGGAAAUAGAGGUCUGCUGUCUCUUCAGUACAACAGAUAUAUCGCUAAGAUGGGAGCCUGAUGUGCAUAUUGCUUUAUUUGAACUAGGGUUGCACUUGAAGUGUCUAACUCAUAAUCACAAGCCCCAGGGACAAAAUGAUGGCGAGAAAAUUGAAGAUCGGGAGGUUACAAAAGAGACCUCUUUGGAAUCUGUGAAGAUUGAAAAACCAGUUAAGAAAAGACAAUCCAUAUUUGCUGUUGAUGUGGAGAUGCUUACUAUAUCUGCUGAGGUUGGAGAUGGUGUUGAAACCUUAAUCCAGGUCCAAUCCAUCUUUUCUGAGAAUGCUCGAAUUGGCGUGCUUGUUGAGGGGCUUAUGCUUCAAUUCAAUAAAACUAGAAUUUUUCGAAGCAGCAGGAUGCAAAUAUCUCGAGUCCCGAAUGUCUCUGGAAGUUUAUCUGAUGUAAAAUCUGAAAACGUGACUACCUGGGAUUGGGUAAUUCAUGCUAUUGACGUUCAUAUAUGCAUGCCAUUUAGGUUGGAGUUGCGUGCCAUUGAUGACGCUGUGGAAGAAAUGCUGCGAGUGUUGAAGCUCGUGACUUCUGCUAAGACUACAAGUAUAUCUUCUUUGAAAAAAGAGCCAUCAAAACCCCCCAAAAAGUCUAGUUCAACAAGAACUGGAUGCAUAAGGUUUGGCAUACGUAAACUAACUGCUGAUAUUGAGGAAGAACCAAUUCAGGGUUGGCUGGAUGAGCAUCACAAACUUUUGAAGAAUGAGGCUCGUGAGUUAGCUGUUAGGUUAGAUUUUCUUGAAGAACUUAUUUCUAGGAGCAGCCAAGGUCAUAGUGUUGGUGAAUCAAAUGAUUCAGUGGACGGAAAGGCAUUUGCGCCUCCAAAGCCUUCCCCUUCUCGCCAAUAUGCCCAAAGAAAACUGCAUGAGGAGAACAAUGCUGUUGAUAAACCUGAUAUCCAGAAAAGUAAUGAUGACCAAAUAUCUUCAUCUAUCACUGCUGGUGCAAGUUCUUCGCAGGUCAUGGACAUCUCAAAAUCUCCUUCUUCUCCCUCUCAGUCAGAGACAAUGGAGAAUUCUAUUACUAGUGCAAUUGCAAAAUAUGGGAACAUUGAUGACUCUGAGGAGGAGGGCACACGCCAUUUCAUGGUGAAUGUUAUUGAGCCACAGUUCAAUCUUCAUUCGGAGGAGUCUAAUGGUAGGUUCUUGCUCGCUGCUGUGAGCGGUCGUGUUUUAGCGCGGUCAUUUCAUUCAGUUCUUCAUGUCGGCUAUGAGGUGAUUGAACAAGCACUUGGUGGAGAGAGGAUCCAAGUACCUGAAACUCAGCCUGAAAUGACAUGGAACCGCAUGGAGUUCUCUGUUAUGUUGGAGCAUGUCCAAGCUCAUGUAGCUCCAACAGAUGUGGAUCCAGGGGCUGGAUUGCAGUGGCUUCCUAAGAUUUGUCGGAGCUCACCAAAAGUGAAGCGUACUGGAGCUUUAUUGGAAAGGGUUUUUAUGCCGUGUGACAUGUACUUCAGAUACACAAGGCAUAAAGGAGGAACUUCCGAUUUAAAGGUGAAGCCCUUGAAAGAGCUUAUUUUCAAUUCUCAUAAUAUUACUGCGGCAAUGACAUCCAGACAAUUCCAAGUGAUGCUUGAUGUGUUGACCAACCUUCUCUUUGCCAGACUUCCUAAGCCACGCAAGAGUAGCCUAUCAUAUUCAGCCGAAGAUGACGAAGACGUUGAAGAGGAGGCGGAUGAAGUUGUUCCUGAUGGUGUUGAGGAAGUAGAAUUGGCAAAAGUUGAGCUUGAACAGAAAGAGAGGGUCCAAAGAUUGAUUUUUUAUGAUAUCAGGAAACUUUCUCUGCCAGGUGAUACAUUUGGGGAUCCACAAGCAGAAAUGGAAGCGGAUCUUUGGAUGGUGACUAGUGGAAGGUCUACUCUGGUUCAAAAAUUGAAAAGGGAACUCAUAAAUGCACAAAAGUCUAGAAAGGCUGCAUCCGCUUCUUUGAGGUUAGCUUUGCAGAAAGCUGCACAGCUACGAUUAAUGGAAAAGGAGAAAAAUAAAAGCCCCUCUUAUGCAAUGCGGAUUUCCUUGCAAAUCAACAAAGUUGUGUGGGGAAUGCUCGUUGAUGGAAAGUCUUUUGCUGAAGCAGAGAUAAAUGACAUGAUUUAUGACUUUGACAGAGACUAUAAGGAUGUAGGUGUAGCUAAGUUCACCACAAAGUACUUUGUUGUGAGAAAUUGUCUUCCGAAUGCUAAGUCUGACAUGCUCUUAUCUGCAUGGAAUCCUCCUUCUGAAUGGGGAAAAAAAGUGAUGCUCCGUGUAGAUGCAAAACAGGGAUUCUCGAAGGAUGGAAAUUCUCCUCUUGAAUUAUUCCAGGUGGAGAUCUACCCUUUAAAAAUACAUUUGACUGAGAGCUUGUACCGAGUGAUGUGGCAGUAUCUCUUUCCAGAAGAAGAACAAGACUCCCAAAGGCGACAGCAAGUAUGGAAAGGCUCGACUACAGCAGGUUUAAGGCGUGCGAAGAAAGGAACAUUAGUUAGCGAUGCUUCCACAUCUGGCAAUCAUUCUACAAAAGAUGCUGAAACAUCAAAAUCAAGUACCUUUAAUUUUGCAGCUUCAUCUGCAACUAACCAAUCUGGCAUUACUACUGAUUCUUCCCAAGCAUCAAAACUACAAAAUUCCAAAACAACAAAACCCGAUCUCAGGAGAACAUCUUCCUUUGACAGAACAUGGGAAGAGAAUGUGGCAGAAUCUGUGGCUGAUGAACUUGUACUGCAUCUGCACUCUUCAUCAAAACAUGGUUCUGCUCUUACCCUUGAACAGCAAGAUGAGGCCACUAAGACUAAAUUAAAAGACGUAAAACUAAAACCCGGCCGUUCGUCGCACGAGGAGAAGAAAUCGGGAAAAUUGCCAGACGAGAAAAGAUCUCAACCUCGAAAGUUGAGGGAGUUCCACAAUAUCAAGAUCAGUCAGGUUGAGCUGCUGGUUACGUACGAAGGAUCAAGAUUUGCCGUGAGCGACUUGAGGUUGUUGAUGGACACAUUCCACCGAACUGAGUUUGUUGGUACUUGGAGGAGGUUGUUCUCUCGUGUCAAGAAGCAUAUUAUAUGGGGAGUGCUGAAAUCCGUCACGGGCAUGCAGGGAAAGAAAUUCAAGGAUAAAUCACACUCUGCCACAGUGGCCGUCCCUGAGAGCGACCUCAAUCUGAGCGACAGUGAUGGGGGCUCGGCUGAGCGGGGCGAUCAGCAGAUCCCAAUUGCGUGGCCAAAGCGCCCUGCCGAUGGAGCUGGGGAUGGCUUUGUGACGUCCAUAAGGGGACUCUUCAACUCCCAGCGGCGCAAGGCAAAGGCCUUUGUCCUGCGCACAAUGAGGGGAGAGGUCGAAAACGAGCUGCACGGCGGAGACUGGAGCGAGAGCGAUGCUGAGUUCUCGCCGUUUGCGAGGCAGCUCACCAUAACCAAGGCCAAGAGGCUCAUCAGGCGCCACACCAAGAAGUUCCGCUCCAGGGGACAUAAAGGUUUAUCUUUGCAGCAUAAAGGGUCAUUCUCCGGACCUCCCAGAGAGGGCUCACCCUUUGAAGGAACACCCUUUGAAGGCACACCAUAUGAAGAAAGUGAUUCUUCUAGUGGAUCCUCACUUUAUGAGGAUUCCCAAAUAGAGUCCAGAGAUAUUUUGAGUCAGUCGUAA
This is a messenger RNA of Striga hermonthica, 5847 nucleotides long. Lineage: Eukaryota; Viridiplantae; Streptophyta; Magnoliopsida; Lamiales; Orobanchaceae. The record is from the annotation of a GenBank genome assembly.